UGUUCCGGAAACGCCUACGAUCCAUUUGCCACGUCCUCCAUGUUUGCAUCGAUACGAUAGUUUUCCAGGAGCGAAUUCACACGGAAUAGAGGCAUUAAGAUGGGGAAUGUGUUCAUGAAAUUGUUUCAGACCUUAAUGGGAAGUAAGGACAUGAGAAUUCUUAUGGUUGGACUCGAUGCUGCCGGAAAAACUACUAUACUUUACAAAUUGAAGUUGGGAGAAAUUGUGACAACGAUCCCAACCAUUGGUUUCAAUGUUGAAACCGUGGAGUAUAAGAACAUUAAUUUCACGGUAUGGGAUGUAGGCGGUCAAGAUAAGAUCAGGCCGCUAUGGAGACAUUAUUAUCAAAACACCCAGGGUCUUAUUUUCGUUGUGGAUAGCAACGACAGGGAGCGAAUUUCCGAAGCCAGGGAAGAAUUGACAAGAAUGCUCAACGAAGACGAACUCCGGGACGCUAUACUCCUCGUGUUCAGCAACAAGCAAGAUUUACCGAAUGCGAUGAAUGCCGCAGAAAUAACCGACAAGCUUGGGCUCCACAAUUUGCGCAAUCGCAAAUGGUACAUUCAGGCUACCUGUGCUACCAGUGGUGAUGGCUUGUAUGAAGGCCUUGACUGGUUGUCCAAUACAUUAAAGAGUAUGAAAAAGUAAAUCAAACGAAUGAUGCUUUGACAUGGUGACGUGAUUAGACAUUUGUAUACAUGAAGAAGACCUGUGAUGCAAUGAGAUGAUCACCAAUGGAUCACAUUAGUAAUAUUCUCCUACACAGUGCAAGAACAGUAAAGACAGAAAUCUGGUUUCCAAUUUAGCCUUGUUCUCAUGACCAUUUCUCAUGUUUUCCUUUUGAAGUGGUGUUGUAGAAACUGGAAUAAUUACUCAAAUUAUACUAUAGUAUGCUCAGUUUUCACUUUAGCAUGAAAGUCAACAAUGUUGAGGCUUUUUGGUCAUCGUGCGUGAUGGAUUAAAAGCCAUUUUAGUGUGAAAAUGCAUCUGGCAUUUGUAAUUCCAAUAGACAUAUUCAUAUGGCUCUGAACGUUCUUGUACAUUGCUUGUUAACAUCAUGUGUGGUCUAUUGUGGAUAUGUGGAAACUACAUCUUGAAUACUGUAAUUAUGACUACAGACUAUAACAUUCUCAUUUGUUUGAUAACAUUGGUUCCAAUUAUCCAUAUUGGGUCCAGGUAUUUUAUCUUCAAAUUGUUGCAAAUAUUCAUUUGUUCACUCUUGAAAAUUUAUGGAAUAUAAUGAGUGUUGUCUCACUAAACAAAUUGUCAAUUCCUUUCCUUGAGUUUUAGAUGUAUGUAAUGUUCAAAUGGAUUGUGUUGUGGAACAUACACUGUUGAAUAAUUUGUAGGCAGAUUAAAACAAAUCCUUAAUUUUAUUCUCAUAUGAUUGUAUUUCAUGCUGAUGUCUCUGUUGUAAAACAUUAAAAAUAUUCCAUUUCA
Haliotis rubra (blacklip abalone) is the source of this 1440-nucleotide messenger RNA. RefSeq names its product ADP-ribosylation factor 2. NCBI's taxonomy places the organism in Eukaryota, Metazoa, Mollusca, Gastropoda, Lepetellida, Haliotidae. Gene Ontology annotation, molecular function: GTPase activity; GTP binding. The transcript has a single exon. Gene Ontology annotation, biological process: vesicle-mediated transport; intracellular protein transport. The record is from RefSeq and is a predicted model, not a curated record. Gene Ontology annotation, cellular component: cytoplasm; plasma membrane. Bases 100 to 648 code for a protein of 182 amino acids.